Rotaria sp. Silwood2 is the source of this 2574-nucleotide messenger RNA. Lineage: Eukaryota; Metazoa; Rotifera; Eurotatoria; Philodinida; Philodinidae. The record is from the annotation of a GenBank genome assembly.
AUGUUAAAAAUUUUACAAAAUAGAUUUUCAAUAGAACAUGAAUCUGUAAAUCCCCAUUAUGUGCCAUUAAAACGAGUCAAUAUCGAAGCCUACAUACGAUCAUUUGCAGCCGAUGUCAUUAUUCAACAAGUUUUUCAUAAUGACGAAGAAUGUCAUAUUGAAGCAGUGUAUUGUUUUCCAAUUGAAGAACAAGCAAGUAUCUACAAAUUUGUUGCUCGUGUUGACGAUCGCGAAAUUGUCGCUCAAUUAAAAGAGAAAAAUGAAGCACAACGAGAAUAUAAUGAUGCUCUUCGACAUGGUCAUGGUGCUUAUUUACUCGAACAAGAUGAAAAAUCUCAAGACAAUUUUAUCGUUAACGUUGGUGCACUACCAUCGGGUAAAGAAUGUCAUAUUUCAAUCUCAUAUGUAUCCGAAUUAGAUCUGGUUAAAGAUGGAAGUACAAUUCGUUUUGUUAUUCCGACAACAAUUGCUCCUCGUUAUAAUUCAAACGUGGGUAGCAUCAGUUCUCCAGCAAAUACAACAUCAAAAUAUGUUCAACAAAGUCCAUAUACAAUCGAAUUUUGUUGUCGAAUAGAAAAUAAUAAUGUUGCUCGUGUUUCUUCACCGUCUCAUCCAAUUCAAAUUGAUCUCAAUCAAUCAGAUGUUUAUGUUAUUGAAUUUGCUCAAGAAAAUACUCAUUUAGAUCGGGACAUUAUCAUUGAUAUUGAAUUAGUCGAAAAUCAUUCGAAUACAAUUUUAGCUGUUGAAUCCGGUGCUAUAAUGGCUUCGUUUACACCUACUAAUGAAGAAUGUCAACGUGCGGUGAAUAAUACUACAGUAGCUAAUGAAUUUAUUUUCGUUGUUGAUUGCAGUGGCUCGAUGGAAGAUGAGAAUAAGAUUGGAUUAUUAUCUCCUCUUCAUUCGCUUUACCGCGAUCUCCCAAAGGAAGGUAGUGCACGACAAAUAUUUCUCCUUACCGAUGGUGAAAUUUCCAAUGUCGAUGAAGUACUUAAUCUAUGUCGUUCGAUGUCAACUUCAACACGAAUAUUUUCAUUCGGUUUGGGUCAUUCACCAAGUCGUGCACUGGUCAAAGGUCUUGCUCGAGUAACAAAUGGUCGUUUCGUUUUUAUUCCACCGAAAAGUUAUAUUGAUCAUUACGUGUAUGAACAGCUACAAAAAUCAAUGCAAUCAGCAAUUACCAAUGCUGAAAUCAAGUGGAAUUUGGAUACAUCAUUCAUAAGUGUUCCAUCGAAAAUUCCAGUGAUUUUUGGUAGCGAUCGUCUCAAUGUUUAUGCACUUCUUGAAAAUCCAAUGUCAACAUUUGAUCAUGAGACUAGUGUUGAAAUACGUUUAGGAACAAAUCGAUUAGGUUUUGUGAACAUUAAUCGUGUGCCAAACGUAAGCAAUGAUGGCACAAUAGCACGACUAGCUGCCAAAGCACUUAUUCUUGAAUUAGAACAUUCGAAAUAUUCGUCAUCAACAGAAAAGACUAAUAUUAAAGAACAAAUUAUCAAAUUAUCACUAAAAUACAAUAUUCUUAGUCCCUAUACGGCAUUUAUUGCUGUUGAAAAACGGAUAAAUUCCAGUAAUGAAGAUAUGAUAUUACGUGAAGUACCAAUUCAAAUAUCAGCUGAUGAUAAACAUUUAGCAAUGUCAGGUUUUAGACCAGAUUAUAGGAAUUGUUGUAUCGAGUGUCAUAGUUGGGAUCGAUCCAGGCCUGAUAUUCUUUGUAACUGUUAAUUCGAUUUUACCCGAAAGGAAACAACAAAACAAUCAGAAGAAUUGUUACAGUUAACUUCUCCACAUGAAUCAAUAAAAGGAACAACUGGUGAAUGGUAUUGCAUAGCGACUAACGAGGAAUAUAUUGCAUUAGAAGAAAUUCGAGCAUUCUAUUUAAUGAAUCAAUACCGUAAUCCACAUAAAGGACGUUUAUGGGAUGACGGUUACGUUUGUGAUAUGUUCUGGUCUAGUACACUCAAGAAAUUUAUCAUUGUUGCUAUAGAAGGUAUUCACCUUCUUACUGUAGAGCAGAAAGGUACACAUGUAGAGACUUUUCCGAUUGGAUAUGCUCGUAGAGACUACCCUUGGUGGUGUGGCGCAACUUCAGAUAAAACGUUAUUUUUAUCGACAUCAGUAGAAGGUACAUCUAUCUACGAGUACACACUUAGUCCAAGUAUUAAAUUUGUCAAAGAAUAUCAAUCACCAGUUUCAUGUGAAAAAGACGAGUUUAUUUGUCAUAUGUCAUCAAAUAAUAUUCUCUUGGCUCUCAUGAUUAUUAAACAACAAAAUGAAGUACGUCUUGAUCUAUGUUCAUUGACGACACUUGAACGACAAAAAUCAAUACCAAUCGAUUUAAAAUAUUCCUCGUAUCCAUUUCGAUGUUGCGCGUUGACCAAUAAUCAAUGGAUAUUGGUUAAUCCAAAUCAAUCAGAACUUUGGCAUAUUUCUGAAGAUGGAGAUAUCAUCAAAAAGGAGAAUUAUACUCCAAAACCUCUUCAAGCCACUUUGAUCGGCAAAAAUAAACUUGCCAUAUUGACAACAGAAUGUGUGAAUAUUCAUCAACUGUCAUUGAUGAAAAAUAACACGUCUAAUUAA